CAGAUCAUUCCUGGGAACGAGAUACGCUGUAUUUGGGACAGUCAUAGCGCCACCCAUCGACUGGUUCAGAAAGCUUCCAACAGGUGAUGAGCCUUGACCCUCGGAUACAUUGCGUCAUGGCCGCAUUGGAGCCGGCGGACCGCAUGACCCUGCCCUUGAUCACCAGCUGAAGGAGCGUGCGGAAGAGCAGCGAAAGAUACUACUGGGACUGGCGUAGUAGGAUCCAGACCCACCUGACGCCCAGAUUGGACGGAUGAAGCGUCUGCAUAACGCAAAUCACGAGGAUCGCCGUGAAAUAGCUCCGAUGGCCGCUGUAGCAGCAUGGCCGACUCACCGGGUAUUCAAUUGUACGGUCGAGAUUUUGCACAGCUAUGAAAACACCAGUGGACCCAACGCCGUGUACGUGACUGACUACACCGCAAACCUUCAUACCAGCCCUACACAAGCAAACUGGUGCUCACGGGAACUAUCUGCAUAUGUGUUCAAAAUUGAGAUGUGGGAUCACGCGGGGCGCCUUGCAACGACGAUGCAGCCCGGAGAGUUCUGGUCCCUCCCAAACACACGCGUGAUGGGAGACUCCUAUUGUUAUAUUUACGGUAAAUUGGUGGAAACACAUAAGUCAAAGAAGCUUGACGAGGUCCAAAAUAGCGAGAACCUGCACUUUCGUGCUUUGCUAGAGCGCAAAAAGAUGUUUCAGCAAGGGGAAGGUGGAUCUUCUGGGCGGUUUGAUAAAAAGUUGGUUGAAGAUGUUGACAAAGAAGUGGCUGGCUGACGAUGUGCCAGCGGCGCGCGAACUCCCAAAGUUGGCUUACUGUCGUUAAGCUUGAUGCCUGUAGUGCAGAGGCCUGUAUAACUAUUAACUGUAUAUCUAGCAUAUGUUGCGCGCCCACCAGAUCUGCGCCCUUGAUUUCAGCAAUAACCUCGUAGGGUCCGAUGAGGUGCUCCAGCGUGACAAGACGAUCUUUCACAACAACAAGGGCAUCCUCCUUGAUAGAUGAGCGCAUGAAACUGUAAGUCAAUUCUGGAUGAAUAGCAAUGCCCUAACGAAGGAUACUAUGAGGAUGCUAAAAUUGAGAAAAACUCACGCACACCAUGUUUGCUGUUAGAGUCCAAGGUGUAGUGGUCCAUACUAAC
Suillus clintonianus is the source of this 1134-nucleotide messenger RNA. RefSeq lists its product as uncharacterized. NCBI's taxonomy places the organism in Eukaryota, Fungi, Basidiomycota, Agaricomycetes, Boletales, Suillaceae. The record is from RefSeq and is a predicted model, not a curated record. The transcript has 3 exons. Bases 254 to 772 code for a protein of 172 amino acids.